Molecule: messenger RNA, 1131 nt
Organism: Debaryomyces fabryi
Lineage: Eukaryota; Fungi; Ascomycota; Pichiomycetes; Serinales; Debaryomycetaceae
Gene: FDH1
Product: formate dehydrogenase (NAD+)
Exons: 1
Coding region: 1-1131 (376 amino acids)
Cellular component (GO): cytosol
Molecular function (GO): formate dehydrogenase (NAD+) activity; NAD binding; oxidoreductase activity, acting on the CH-OH group of donors, NAD or NADP as acceptor
Source: RefSeq, a predicted model, not a curated record
AUGUCUAAAGGAAAAGUAUUGCUCGUUCUUUACAGGGGUAAUGAACAUGCUAAGGAAGAACAAAAGUUAUUAGGCUGUUUAGAAAAUGAGUUAGGAAUUAGAGAAUUCAUCGAAUCGCAUGGAUACGAACUUGUUUCCACCGAUGACAAAGACCCAGAACCUUCGUCCCAGGUAGAUAAGGAAUUGGAAGAUACAGAGAUUAUUAUUACGACUCCAUUUUUCCCAGCCUAUGUUACCAAAGAAAGAAUUGCCAAGGCACCGAAGUUGAAAAUGUGUAUCACUGCCGGUGUGGGUUCGGAUCACAUCGAUUUAAAUGCAGCCAACGAAAGAAAGAUUGCUGUGACAGAAGUCACAGGCUCUAAUGUGGUAUCAGUAGCAGAGCACGUUAUUAUGACUAUGCUUGUGUUGGUAAGAAACUUUGUCCCUGCGCAUGAACAAGUCAAGAAAGGUUUAUGGGAUAUUGCAGGAGCUGCGAAAGAUGAAUAUGAUUUGGAAGAUAAGGUGAUUGCAACCGUUGGUGCAGGAAGAAUUGGUUAUAGGGUAUUAGAAAGACUCAUCGCUUUCAACCCAAAGAAGUUGUUAUACUACGACUACCAAGACUUACCAAAGGAUGCAAUUGAUAAGUUGAACCAAGCUUCUAAACUAUUUAAUGGUAAGGACAACAUUGUUGAAAGAGUUGAAAACUUAGAAGACAUGGUUGGACAAGCAGAUGUGGUGACCAUCAAUUGUCCUUUGCAUGAAAAGAGUAAGGGAUUAUUCAACAAGGAGUUGAUCUCUAAGAUGAAGGAUGGUGCCUGGUUAGUUAACACUGCUCGUGGUGCCAUUUGUGUUGCAGAAGAUGUUGCUGCAGCAGUCAAGAGCGGAAAAUUACGUGGUUAUGGUGGUGAUGUUUGGUACCCUCAACCAGCCCCAAAAGACCAUCCUUGGAGAGAAAUGCAAAACAAGCAUAAUGCUGGUAAUGCAAUGACUCCUCACGUCAGUGGUACUUCUUUGGAUGCCCAAGCAAGAUACGCCAAUGGGGUCAAAAGUAUCUUAAAUAGUUACUUCACAGGAAAGCACGAUUACAGGCCUCAAGAUGUUAUUGUUAUUGACGGUGAUUAUGCAACGAAGGCAUAUGGUCAAAGAAAAUAG